CCCUUCCGGAAGACCCACCAAAAUGGAGAUAUCAAGCCCUUUCACCUCUGGGUCCUCCCGUCGGACGAAGCUCAUAUCUGUCCUGCACGUGCACUUGCUGCCUGGCUGCGAGAGUCUAAGUUGACAUCAGGCUAUCUUUUCUGAAAAGUGGCAUCUGGCGACCGCAUAGCAGAGGCAAACAGCCCUAUGUCUUUGGAACAGUUCUUGGAGCUCUUCCGGAACAAUCUCCUUGACAUAGGUAUCGACCCUGCCCCCUAUGGCACGCACUCGUUUCGUCGGGGAGGCUGUCAAUAUCUGCAUGUAGAGAGGCGCUGGCACCUGAGACGGAUUUGUGAGUGGGGUGGGUGGAGCACUGAAUUCACGAACAUGACAAUAGUAAAGUACCUUAUCUCUUCAAAUGACGACCCUGCCGAGCCAAGAGAGCACUUUUUCAACCCCAACCAGCAGCCAACUAUCAAGUGCCGGCAGUGUGGGCAGUGCUGUUCAUCCGCUUAAGAACAAAACAGUAGACUUUUGACUUCCUGUCAUAACAUAGUACUUGCAAUAAAACUGUUAUUUAUUCAAA
This is a messenger RNA of Suillus bovinus, 565 nucleotides long. RefSeq lists its product as uncharacterized. The coding region runs from base 187 to 495 and encodes 102 amino acids. The transcript has 3 exons. The record is from RefSeq and is a predicted model, not a curated record. Gene Ontology annotation, molecular function: DNA binding. Gene Ontology annotation, biological process: DNA integration; DNA recombination. NCBI's taxonomy places the organism in Eukaryota, Fungi, Basidiomycota, Agaricomycetes, Boletales, Suillaceae.